This is a messenger RNA of Talpa occidentalis (Iberian mole), 1438 nucleotides long. It is a transcript of the gene PSMC3IP, whose product is annotated as PSMC3 interacting protein. Bases 99 to 752 code for a protein of 217 amino acids. Gene Ontology annotation, molecular function: double-stranded DNA binding; recombinase activator activity. The transcript is spliced from 8 exons. The record is from RefSeq and is a predicted model, not a curated record. Gene Ontology annotation, cellular component: DNA recombinase auxiliary factor complex; condensed nuclear chromosome. Gene Ontology annotation, biological process: homologous chromosome pairing at meiosis; meiotic joint molecule formation; meiotic strand invasion involved in reciprocal meiotic recombination. Lineage: Eukaryota; Metazoa; Chordata; Mammalia; Eulipotyphla; Talpidae.
CCCCGCCUGAGCCCCGCGGCCCCGCCGCGGCGCCGGAAGGAGCCGUUGCCCGAGCAACGGGAACUUCCGGCCCUCGGAGUUCGGUGGCGGGAAAGACCAUGAGUAAAGGCCGCGCGGAGGCUGCGGCGGGAGCCCCCCGGAUCCUCCUGCGCUACCUGCAGGAGCAGAACCGCCCCUACAGCGCCCAGGACGUGUUCGGGAACCUCCAGCGGGAACACGGGCUGGGCAAGGCGGCGGUGGUGAAGGCGCUGGAGCAACUGGCCCAGCAGGGCAAGAUCAAAGAGAAGACGUACGGCAAGCAGAAGGUCUAUUUUGCCGACCAGGACCAGUUUGACACAGUGAGCGAUGCCGACCUCCAGAGUCUGGACGCUAAGAUCGUGGCCCUCACGGCGAAGGUGCAGAGCUUGCAGCAGAGCUGCCGCCACAUGGAGGCAGAGCUGAAAGAGCUGACUAGCGCGCUGACCACACCGGAGAUGCAGAAAGAGAUCCAGGAGUUAAAGAAGGAAUGUGCCAGCUACACAGAAAGACUGAAGAACAUCAAAGCAGCCACCAACCAUGUGACUCCGGAAGAGAAAGAACAAGUGUACAGAGAGAGGCAGAAGUACUGCAAGGAAUGGAGAAAGCGGAAGAGGAUGGCAACAGACCUGUGUGAUGCAAUCCUUGAAGGAUACCCCAAGAGCAAGAAGCAGUUCUUUGAAGAAGUUGGGAUAGAAACAGAUGAAGAUUACAAUGUCAAGCUCCCAGACCCCUGAGGAGCCGGCCCUCAGGCAGGACUGGGGUACGGGAACACAGGUAUCCUGCACUGGCUGCCUUGCCAGCUUUUGUUGUUCCUGCUUUGUGCCUGUGAGCAGAGCAGCGAGGAGAGGGCCGUACACUAGAGUACUGGGUGGAGGGGUGGUCGUCCUGAGUGGAUUUGCCCAUUUCAUCAUUCAUGUGUUAGGUGCUUGAGCUUAAUGUUUAAACUUGGAACAAUGCUAAGAGAGUAUUUGACGGUAUUUAUUGUAACAUAAUUUGAUAUAAAAAUAUUUAACUUCUGGAUAAUCAAACCUCCCAGAUAUCAAACCUGAGGAAGGCAGUAGGAAGCCUGAGGAACAGGAUAGAGAGAGGUUACUCAACACAACAUUCAAGUAGCCCGAGGCCUCACCCUGGACUCUCUCUCGCAAGAAGCCUUUAGAGUAUCUUCUCUACCCCCUCUUGGCACCCCAAGACCUGGGCGAAAUGAGAGGUAGUAGAGACCCAGAUACACUUGAUCAAAAGGCUGUAAGUGGUUUUGAGGCCCAGUUAAUUUUUCAGAGUUGUAACUAGCAAAAUUGCAUUGUUGACGUUUACAAAAAUAAAAAACCAGUAUGUGAUGCUGUGUCACACGUGACUGCCGUGCAGUGCUGCUGCCUGUGGGGAAAGGGCCGGAGUAGGUAGGCAGGUUGCUUCCCUCUACUGC